Molecule: messenger RNA, 627 nt
Organism: Ziziphus jujuba (common jujube)
Lineage: Eukaryota; Viridiplantae; Streptophyta; Magnoliopsida; Rosales; Rhamnaceae
Product: chaperone protein dnaJ 15-like
Exons: 3
Coding region: 44-304 (86 amino acids)
Source: RefSeq, a predicted model, not a curated record
AGGCAUUUCUUGCUGAGAGAUAUGUAUGAUGAUAUGAUGCUGGAUGGAGUACAGCCAACUAGGGAUACAUUCCAUUCUGUCAUCAGUUAGUGGAAAGGUGGAUAAGCAAAAUGCUCAUUUCUUUGGUGUUACGAUCAACGAGCAACAAGCCGAGUGUGGUAUUGUAGUAAGAGUUACUUCAAAUGCACAAAGCAAAUUUAAGUUACUUUAUUUCGAGCAAGAUGUGAAUGGCGGUUAUGGUUUGGCCCUACAGGUACCAUAUCUUCUUUUCUAUUGUGUCUCCAAUCCAUUUUCCAUUUUAUAGUGCAUAUGAUUUUUGCAUUCUGAAAGCUGUCAUGGUUGUUUAAAAAAUUUGAAGCAUAGAUGGAGUCAACAGUGACAAUGAUCAUAUACAAUUGGUAGAAAUGUUUUGUAAUACUCUUGUCAUGUUAAACUUUCUGCUGUUAUAUCCUUCAAUUUCUAAAUACUAUGCGUCUCUAAUUUAUUUUCAAAGCAUAAAAUUGUGGCUGUGAAAUUGUGAUUUUGAAUAUCACACAUGGGUAGAACUUAAAAUUAGUAACCUACCUGUGAAUGUGAAAAUGAUGCUCAACUUGUCUUUUCAAGUGAAUGCUUCUUCAUCCAGCUUCC